AAGUUUCCGCAUUAUAGUCUGAAUGACAUAGUUAUAUGUCUAUGGAUUAUAAACCGUGUUCCUUAUGAUAAUCUGGCCUGAGUUGAGUUUUGGAGUUUAUAGUUUCAUGUUUGUGUGUUCGGCUGCCAGCCAGUUUCUUUAGAAGUGUGGUUCUCUUCAUAUUCGGCAAUCCGAAUAAGUUUCCUCUCGUGAUUAAAUUAUACGGGCAAAGUGCUAUGGAUCACCGGGAGAACAGCGAUUCCCAACGCAGCGAUCAAGGAAAUGUAGCCAAAGAUGAGCAUAAUUGCUGGAGCCAAGAAAAUAUUGAUCGAGCGAUAUCUAUUUGCCUUGGCGAGGACGUACCAUACGAGUAUAGUAUCAACGAGCAGAAAGCGAGGGACGCGGCUACUAUGGAACAAACAGUGCAGACUACCACCCUCAACCCUCCGCAAACCCAGUCACGUGUCCAAACAAGUGCCGGAGUUCCCCGAGAAAGACAUACACAGAGACUGUCUGGUGACGAAUUCUCGACGGAUGGUGACGAAUACACGACGCCAGAAGACUACUGCUCAAAGCACAUUUCAAGGCCGGCUUCUACUCGGACAUUAAGUGACCUUGGACAUCGACGUGGACACUGCUCAAAGAACAUUUCAAGGCCCGCGUCUACUCGGACAGUUUGUGAUUCUGGACAAGGACGUGGACACUAUGUGAAGGCAAUUCCGACUUUGGGUGGUAUAGGAGGAGUAUAUACCUCGCCAUGCAUUCCCGCAACGCCAAUGCCAUCUGUUCGCCCAGUUGGAAGUUUCCCUUUAAUAAUUUCUCCGGAAGCUUCAUUCCAAAAAGGACCUGCUCAGGAAGCGAUCGGUAUGCAGAUCAGCGAUCAGCAGAAGGAUCUUUGGACCGAUGUUGUAUCCACUGAUGUUGAUAUGCUGUGGAGCGAAGACAAAAUCAGAGAGUUGAUCAUCUACCUCAACGAAGACCCACCUGUUGCACGUAAUACAUGUAGCAGGUACCAAUACCAAGAUAAACAUAGUCUUGCUGCAGAGGUUGUGGCUGAUAUGGCGGCAUGGAAUGUCUCCACUGCCAGGGUUGCUGCUGUAACAGUGAACCCGUGUGAUGUGACAUCAUCAACAAACACGUUUAUUCAUCAUAACGCCUACGAAGAAGAGAAGAAAGAGGCAACAUCCGGUAUAUCUAGUAAGAUUAGCGAGGGAAGAGACUCAUCUUCAACGUGUUGUGGCAAUGCUCAUCGAGUACCACCUGGACAACUGCUGCUGAAACCGCCAACCAGUGCAUCUUUAGCCGGCAUUCCAUUUGAUGGCGUGGGAAUUUCUGAACCACGAAAAAUAGAUACGGCUAAUGAAGUGGAUGAGACCAGGAGGCAAGUAGGACGGGGCCGUAAUAUCCGACAGGAUCCUGUAGGGUCUUCGGCUGCCACUUCAGUUCCAGAUCGAGAGACGCGUUCUAUGUUUAAAACGUUACUGAAGUGUCGGUAUUGUCCGAAAGAGUUUUGUUGGGAAUCCAGACUACGUGAGCACGAGCGUGUUCAUACCCGUGAGCGACCGUUCAAGUGUGAUGUAUGCAGCAAAUACUUUUCUCGAUCAAGCAGUUUACUCAGACACCGACGUAUUCAUACCGGUGAGAAACCAUUCACGUGCAAAGUUUGUCAAGUAUCAUUCACAAGUUCUUCAAAUCAACGUCGACAUGAACGUACUCACACAGGUGAAAGGCCUUAAAAGUGCGAAACAUGUGAAUCAUCGUUCAUGCGGUCGUCACAUCUUCGAGUUCAUGAACGUAUUCAUACUAGAGAUGGGCCUUACAGAUGCAGGACAUGUGGAGCGUCGUUCACGCAGCUAUAAACUCUACAUUCUCAUGAACGCAUUCACACACUGGAUCGUUGAUAGCGGAGCAAGUCGCGUGGAUCGUAUUGCAACAGACCAAUACAUUAACUUGAUCAAGAACGUGAAUAAGCAAGAAAAGGUCAUCCCUGGAACUCCCUAUAUCGUGUCCUCAUGCCCCAACGAAAACGGUAGACAAGCUCCACACAUAUAUUGUGCUCAAACAUCCAGCUCACACAUUCACUCCAUAAGCGUGCGCUUACACAUACAGAUGUGAAAGCUGUCAGGCCACAAUUUCGGUUCAUAGUUUACUUGUUGAACGUUUACACCACAAGAACACAUUUAUACUAAAAAUGAGCAAUCAUUGCUUAUCUUACUAGACUUGUGUACAUCUCCUUGUUUGCCAUCUAAUACAAAUCACACUUUUGCCUAUAGCAACAUCCCAUAUUUCGACAAUCCUGCCACAGGACAAAUUGUUUUCACCUUACAAACACCUUUGUUUCUAGCUUACGUCUCGUCACAGUACAAAUAGCAGAACUUAAUACAUCGCUGCACACGUCUAUCAUAACUCAGGUUUUGUGAAUCAAUUCUUCCACGCAAUCGCUUUGAAGAGUUCUUUAUUCAUCAUGUGCUCUCCAAAUUUGGUCUCGUACAAAUCAUUCGAAAACACUUUCUAAUUCUCGCUUUUACAAGUGUACUACCUUUUUUUUUCAAGUAACCGGUUAACGAUCCUACUCCGGGUUCAAAUAGGGAACUGUUUGGACAGUUUGAUCUGCAAGAAGAGAGAUCUAAAUAUACUUUCAGCUCUGCAAAACAGUAGGAUAUUUAGCUAACAGAAGAUCGAGUCCCCUUACAUGGAAAUACAGCCCUGCUAGUGGAUAAAAAUAUCAAAAACUCCAUACACAUUGAUUUCAUUUAUUUUAGUCAUAUUCCAAGUAAUACAUGGCUGGGGUAGCCAUUGACUACUUUGUGU
Sycon ciliatum is the source of this 2790-nucleotide messenger RNA. RefSeq lists its product as uncharacterized. NCBI's taxonomy places the organism in Eukaryota, Metazoa, Porifera, Calcarea, Leucosolenida, Sycettidae. The transcript is spliced from 3 exons. Gene Ontology annotation, molecular function: DNA-binding transcription factor activity; RNA polymerase II cis-regulatory region sequence-specific DNA binding. Gene Ontology annotation, biological process: regulation of transcription by RNA polymerase II. The coding region runs from base 216 to 1715 and encodes 499 amino acids. The record is from RefSeq and is a predicted model, not a curated record.